AUGGGAGCAUCAUGUGCCGGGGAAGCUCGAGAGGAUGCAGAGAUCGGGGACAUCAUGAAUUUUAACCCAACUCUCUGGAGAGCCAAAGUGAUCCCGAACUCGCCAGACUUGGAGAUGCCUACGUUGCCUUCUCUUCUUGACAACACGCUGCUGUUCAUGCCACACUCCGGCGUCCAAGAAUUGGGCCUGGAGGCCAACAUGGACGACAAAGGAGAUCCCAGCAAGCAGAUGUGGUUCGGGAGGGUGUGGCACGUGCGACAGCUGCUUCACAGGCGGUAUCAGGAGCUGCGGAAAAAUCAGAAGGUUCCGCAUUCUCGAAAAGAAGUUUUGCACGCUCGAUUCCACAACAACGACUAUUCCUUGAAAAUGCUCGUGAAGGUGCAGAUGCGCUGGAAGCUGGCAUUAAUUCGCAAGAGAAACAAUUUUUCCUUCUUGUCGCGCUUGAAGUUCGCCAACCUACGAGGUACUUUGAUCUAUGCUCACGGUUCCGGCGGAUGCAGUUGGGACAACAUGCGAAUAUGCCGCAUGAUCUGCCGCAUGGGUUUUCUGGUCAUAGCCCCAGAUGACUUUGCGUACCCUCGCGGUACAGCCAUGGGCCAGCUCAGGCACAAGGACUUGCAGCCCCUUCACAUGGCCGAUGAUGACGUGGACUACUGGGCGCCUGACCUCAUUUACGCUUCACAGGCGGAGGGCGAGAGCACUUACUCCACGAAAGCUGAGGACGUUUUAAGCCAUCCAGACCAGUGGAUGGAAAUGUAUGAGAAGUGCUACCAGAUGCGGCGCAGCGAGCUGCAUUUCAUCAUCUCGAAGCUGCCGCGGUUCAUCUUAGCUCAGGGCUUCUUUCUAGGAGGAACUUCCGAGGGAGCCAUGACUAUUGCAAGAUUUGAUGACCAGCGCUACGGCAAAUCCGUUUUGGGGCGGUUCAUCAACUCAUUCAGUGUGGAAUAUUGCUACUUCACGCCGAAGCCGGAGGAUGGCCAGAUCGGCGGGCAGCGGGAUGUACCCACGCUCAACAUCAUCGGCAGCAAGGAUGAAUACUUCGGUGCGGUGCAAAGUGUUGCGAAGAUUGUCGUUGAAGACGGCAUGGGCUACGGUGACAAGAACUUGACCGGCAACGGCUACAAUACCUUCGUAAGGCAGGGUCUUCACCAUGCCUUGGUUUGCAUUUUGGAGGACGGAACCCACGGGCCGUGCAUCACGCAUGACAAUCAGCUGCGUGAGAUUUUCAACGCCUUUUUCACUCGUCCCCACGACAUCUGGCAGCUGGAGAGGGUUUGGGCCUGCGAUCCACCACUGGCUUCCAUGAUCCGGGUGUUAGCACGCUCAGACAAGACCCUGGUGGGUGAUGCCACAAGUGGCGACCACGUGGCGAAGGUCACAAAAGUUUUUGUCCCACUCAGCAAGAUGCCGAGCAAGAUGUCUCUGCGCGAAGUGCAAGCUUUGCGGGAGAUCUCCCCAACCAGCCAG
Messenger RNA from Symbiodinium pilosum, 1467 nucleotides. The record is from the annotation of a GenBank genome assembly. NCBI's taxonomy places the organism in Eukaryota, Dinophyceae, Suessiales, Symbiodiniaceae.